Paracoccidioides brasiliensis Pb18 is the source of this 4140-nucleotide messenger RNA. RefSeq lists its product as uncharacterized. The transcript is spliced from 2 exons. Gene Ontology annotation, molecular function: protein binding. Gene Ontology annotation, biological process: positive regulation of TOR signaling. The record is from RefSeq and is a predicted model, not a curated record. The coding region runs from base 1 to 4140 and encodes 1379 amino acids.
AUGUCAGGUUUCCAUCAACCCCAGUCUCAGUCCGAUUCUGCUGCCGCCCCACCAACUCCAUCUCAUACUCCUGCCAUCCCAACCCCGCCUCCUGCGCCAUCACAACUUUCCCAGCGCUAUGCCAAUAGAGCCACAAGUGCAUUUGCGCGGUUUGCGCAUCCGUUCAUCUAUGGCUCUAGGCCACCCAGUCCCCAUCCAAGUGUGCCGCGGGAAGCGCCAGUGGCCAUCCGCUCUGGACAGUCCAUAGUGCUUCCUGGUUCCUCACAAACUAUCGCGCUUAAUACAAAAGUUCCCAUUUCGGCCCUUGAUAUUUCGCCUCAACGAACACACGCCAUCGUUGCCGGGCGCGGGAUCCUUAAAACAAUUCGUGUAGCUCAGGAUAUUUGCGAGGAAGAAUUCGACCUUCGCGCGGCUAUAUUUUCAUAUCACACGAGCCGCCAUGUAUCAACAGGUGCUGCAAAACGCAAGGACCAACUUGCCGUGAAGGACGUGAAGUGGUCUCAUGGGGAAUACGAUCGCAUCAUCGCGACAUCUGUCAUGAACGGGAGUAUAUUUAUCUACGAUCUAAACCGUCCAGGCCUUGAGCUGGGCAGGCUCCAGGAACAUAAUCGUCAGGUCCACAGACUAGCAUUCAACCCCCAUCGCGGGGCUUGGCUCCUAUCUGGCAGCCAAGAUGCUACGAUUCGGAUGUGGGAUCUGCGCAUAUUGUCCGGGGAAAGAGGCGCGAUGAACUUUGGUAGCAAAACGAGGUUCAAUGGCCAUAGCGAGGCUGUCAGGGAUAUCAGGUGGUCACCGGUUGAUGGCGUUGAAUUUGCAACAGCUACUGAUAGUGGCGCUAUCCACCGCUGGGAUGUUCGAAAGGACAAUGCUCCCUUGAUGAAGAUCAAUGCCCACGAAAAGCCUUGCUUUUCGAUUGACUGGCAUCCCUAUGGAAAGCAUGUUGUAAGUGGCAGUACCGAUAAACAGGUUAAGGUGUGGGACUUUUCGUCUACAGAUCGGAGACAGAAGCCAUGUUUUCAGUUCCGCACCCCGCAGGCUAUUCACAAUGUGCGCUGGCGUCCACCUUCCUUGGGUUUGGAGAAUCAAGAAAAUUCAAAUUGGCAGUCGACGCAAGUCAUUACCAGUUAUGACAACGAGGAUCCGCGUAUUCAUAUCUGGGAUUUUCGUAGACCACACAUUCCAUUUAAAGAGAUCGAUCGUUACAAAACAUCACCUACCGAUCUAUUAUGGCAUUCUGGUGAACUGUUAUGGAGUGUGGAUGUAGAUGGCAUUUUCACCCAAACAGAUGUUGAAUUUGCGCCCCAGGUGAUUCAGCGUCGAAAACCUUGUUCAGUAUCAUGGAGCCCAAAUGGUGAUAUUAUCGCCGUGAACUACAAACGUCCCCCAAGACCGGGGUUGAACGUGAGUUUGGAUUCAGCGGAGUUCUUGGGUCUUAAGACAGGAAGACUUAGCAGUGGGGACAAGGGGACAGUUAGCUUCAGCUUGACAGAUGACAGUCUAGACGAAUCUGUUGCUUCCUCGUUAAGAAGGAGAUGGAACAAAAGCACAUAUGGGAGGGGAUCUAAAUCACUAAGCGGCACUUCACCAAUGUCAGAACCCGGCCCAACGGUUAUUUCUCUUGAGAAAGCUAUUGCACAUAGUGGGGUGUUUGAGCUAAAGCAAACUGGUGCUAUUGGCCAUAUUUCCGGUGCUACGUUUGACCCAGGAAUAUUCAGAUAUUUUGCUAAACACUAUGCGCCAUUAAUGGAUAGUGUGGAUAUAAAACGUCCUUCGUUUAGUCUGCUAGAGAGCCUGCGGGUCAGCUUUGAUCAGAAUGCGGAAUGCGCAGAUGACGCCUCGCUGUAUAGGCUAGCUCAAACAUGGAGAAUCAUGAAAUCCGUUGUCAUUCAAGAGAUAGAAUUUCGAAUGAAGCACGCUGCGUCCGCUCCAGAGAAACAGAUGGAGAACACGAAAUCGAGAAUGUCAGGGGAUGGUAAUGCUACUAACAGAUCCCACAAUAUGGAAGAAACUGUUCCGGAUAAGCUCAAGAGUCGCCUGUUCAAAGGUGUGAUAGAAACAGAAAGUCCUGCCCGCACACUGACCGAUCCGGAAACUACGUCGAACAUGACAACUCCUCUUGCCAAGCCGUUGCCGGAUUCUCCUGUCGCUAGUAAAAGUAAGGGGUCCAACUCCUCGGGCUCUGAUUCAGACCACGAGCUUGAUGACAUACCACCCCUGCCGCCGUCUGUUUUAAGCUCCAGCGGAGGAGGCGCUUUCAGGCAAAAAGCAACUGAGGCUCGUUCAGCAGCUUAUUCCGAACGCUUCAGCACUAAUAAACAACGUCAAUCUAAUGUGAUUGACAAGGGUCAAGAUUCACCCCGCAGCUUGUCACCAGAUCGCAUACCCAGGCGAGAGUUGACUGCUUCUGAUCUCUUUUCCGGAAGGAGAUCCGCUCCUCGUGCCAUCUCAGGAAGAGCCAAUUGGCGUUUGCACGAUAUUAGCACAUAUGAAAAUCGCGAUCUCGAAGAGGAAGACUUUGACCAGAAAGUAGAGGAGCAGAGAGCUGCUCUUCGAGAUUUUAAAUCUUUCCCAAAGAGGGUUUUGUCGCUUGAUCCUACGUCACAUGGUCAUGCUGAAGUUCCUCCCCCAGUUUCCUACGCACGUCAUGAUUCUGCGGAAAGCUUUCCAAUGUUUUCUGCUGCCACUGAUAGUUCUCAAAGGACCAAAUCCAACAGUGAAUCAUAUUUGCCACAGACGAAGCCGGAGGGAACUUCUCAAAAGAAUGUUGGUGCCUGUGAAUCUGCAGCUGGAAGCUCGUUGGGGAAAAUAAACGAGUUUAAAAAUGAUUCCUUCCCGAAAUCGGCCCAUGAGAAAAUUAGUGCCCUUUCCUCAGAAGAUUCUUCACUUGUGAAGUUGCCAUCAGAGUCCAACAAGGUGAAUCUCGAACGACCGCAGAGUCCUCUCCCAUUCCUAGCAGAAACAUCCAUUUUAAGGGAUCUAUCACCUUGUCGAACACAGGGUCCUGUUUCUUCAAGAAAGCCUACUCUUGGUUGUCGAGAUCAUCCUACUCUUUGCCCUCCUAAACGUUCGGAGGAAGCUGGUAUCACAUUCCCUCUCCCUCCUUGCCCGACUGAUAAUCAGCCAUGGAGUCCACGCAACAUUAUUAAAGAGGCUCUUUUAUAUUACUGCUCGAGUUCGCCAGUUGACAUACAAUCUGCGGCGCACAUGUUGAUUAAAUUGCAUUUUCUCUUUUCCUCAUGUGAGCAAAUUCUUCCAUAUGAGCAGCGCAAGCUGAUUUUCAAAACGUAUAACGAGCAACUUCUCCGACAGGGGAUGUUCGUUGAAGCUGCCGAACUUCGGCUUCUAUGUGUACCUACAUAUCCUGCUGUUUAUGAUUACGCCCAGCAAAAUACAUACAUCAACGUGUAUUGCUUCGAAUGCAAAAGGCCGUACGAGAACCCAACACGAGAUAACCGGCGAUGCCACCGUUGUGGUGUUCCGCAGUCACCGUGUACUAUAUGUAUGAGCCGAGAACCUCCCGUGGAAUGGACCCUACAGUCUUCUGUUUCAUUCGUUCAUUCUACAACCCCAGAGAUAUCACUCCAGGGUGGUAAUAGUCUUUUGAAUGAUAAUAUGCACUUCGAAAUGUCAGAUGACUACGUAGCCAAUCGUCCCCACGGCACCGCCCUCUGGUCCUGGUGCCAAGGCUGCGGUCACGGAGCCCACUCAGCAUGCCAAACUGCUUGGCUAAAGGACAUUUCCAUCAGCGAGGGCGGUUGUGCCACACCAGGCUGUCUCCAUGACUGCGGCCCAGGUCCGAGACGCGAUCAAUAUCGCGCGACUCUGCUUGAUGAAACCAAGCGCGUUCGGGAUGGCUCUUCUGGACGAAAAAGUAGUCUUGGCUUUGCAAAGAGAGACUCGUGGACUGCUGGGGAAAGCAAGGCUGUUGAGCGGGUGAGGGGGAUGCUGGGCGUUCCUUCUACACCAUCUGCUGCUGCGGGUGUAGCGCCAGCGGGACCCUCUACGGCGACUACUGGCGGCGGAGGGUUUGGUAGUGCUGGCUCCGCGAUACUCAUGUCCCCGAAGAAAGUUAGACUUGUCACUCCGAGUGAACAAUGGGAUCAGCAGCAGGGUGUUAAGGGGUUGGGAAUUGGAACUUGA